Molecule: messenger RNA, 1158 nt
Organism: Aspergillus puulaauensis
Lineage: Eukaryota; Fungi; Ascomycota; Eurotiomycetes; Eurotiales; Aspergillaceae
Exons: 2
Coding region: 1-1158 (385 amino acids)
Biological process (GO): transmembrane transport
Molecular function (GO): transmembrane transporter activity
Source: RefSeq, a predicted model, not a curated record
AUGUCGCUCGACGACGAUCGGGAACAUGGUGAUAAACCAACUGGCCAGUGGUCAAUUGGGGGAGGAAGACCAUUUCCGCCGGCUCUGGAAGAUAGAGAGCUUUAUCACGUCUGCUUUGACGGCCCUGAUGACCCCCUAAAUCCUCAAAAUUGGCCCUCAACCACAAAAUUUCUGACCUCUGUAUUAGCUUGCUCUGGUACAUUCAUUGCGUCCUUGAACAGUGGCAUGUUCCCUCCGGGAAUUGACAAAGCGAGCCGUGAAUUUGGGGUUGGGAGGGAAGUGAUUACUCUGGGUACGACACUCUUCGUUCUGGGCUUUGCGACGGGCCCGAUGAUCUGGGCGCCCAUGUCCGAGCUCCUGGGCAGGAGACUGCCUUUAUUAAUUGCCAUAUUUGGAGAAGGGAUAUUCACCAUUGCUUGUGCGGUUGCAAAGGACGUUCAGACUCUCAUCAUAUGUCGAUUCUUCGCUGGAGUAUGCGGCGCCAGCCAACUGACCGUUGUGCCUGGUGUGCUUGCCGACCUUUAUAACAACACACAUCGAGGAGUCGCGAUUGCUGUAUACGCUCUGACAGUAUUCGGGGGACCGUUCGUUGCGCCUAUCACUGGUGGGUUUACGGCGUCGAGCUAUCUUGGUUGGAGAUGGACAUUGUAUAUCCCAGCUUUCCUUUCCUUCGCUACCAGCUUGCUCUCGCUAUUCUUCUUAAAGGAGACAUACGCCCCGUGUGUUCUCACCGCAAAGGCUUCUUUGCUUCGGAAACAAUCAGGGAACUGGGGAGUUCAUGCGCAACAAGAAGAGGCUGAGCUUGAUAUUGGCAGCCUAGCCGAAAAGUACUUAACCCGGCCGCUAAGACUCCUUAUAACCGAGCCUGUCCUUCUUCUGAUAUCGCUUUAUAUGUCCUUCAUCUAUGGCUUGGUGUAUGCCCUCCUAGUGGCAUACCCCUACGUUUUUGAGCACGUAUACGGUAUGACACCAGGGGUUGCGGGCUUGACCUUUGUCGGCCUGAUUGUUGGGAUUCUCUUGGGCCUCGCCUUUAUUCUCUCGCAACAGAGGAAGUAUAUCGAGAAGCUGGUACACAACAACAACAUCCCCGUCCCCGAAUGGCGUCUGUUUCCAACCCUGAUUGGAGCUCCAAUAUUCACUAUUGGCCUUUUCUGGUAG